Molecule: messenger RNA, 1988 nt
Organism: Ictidomys tridecemlineatus (thirteen-lined ground squirrel)
Lineage: Eukaryota; Metazoa; Chordata; Mammalia; Rodentia; Sciuridae
Source: RefSeq, a predicted model, not a curated record
UGAAAAUUCUGAUAUUUAAUCAAAUCAUAUCAUUUUUCCCUCUAGCAGUUUCCUGUGUUGGAAAUAAUGUCUUGCUGGACCUUCAGUUCCUGCCGGACCCUGUAUUUGAAGGAGAGGUCUUGACUCUGAAAUGCCAGGGAUGGAUGCACACACAGCUGUCCCAGGUGACGUUCUACAAAGAUGGAAAACCCCUGGAUUGCUCUAAGAACCACCAAGUUUGCUUCAUAGAGACAGCAACAGUGAAAAACAGCGGCCAGUAUAGCUGCAAAGGACAGAAGACGUAUACCACACGCUGGCUCACGUACACCUCAGAGGCCAUCAUGGUUCAAGUCCAAGAGCUCUUCCUGCCUCCUGUGCUGAGUGCCAUCCCCUCUCCUGAACUUGGCGAGGACAGCCCAUUGACCCUGAGAUGUCAGACGAAGCCACAUCCCCAGAAGUCCACCUGGCAGCUCUUCUUCUCCUUCCAUAAGAAUGGCCACACCUUGCAGGAAAGGAGUCUCCACCCAGAGCUCUCCAUCCCAGAAGUCAAGGAGAGAGACUCUGGGCUUUACUGGUGUAAGGUGGCCCUUGAGGGUCACAGGGUCCAGAAACAGAGUCCUCCGCUGGAGAUCAAGGUGCAGGCUCCUGUGUCUCGUCCUCUGCUCACUCUGCAACCCAGGGCUGCUGGCCUUGCUGUGGGGGACGUGGUGGAGCUCCUCUGUGAGGCUGAACGGGGCUCCCCUCCCAUCCUGUACUCGUUCUAUCUCAACGGGGAGAUCCUGGGGAACUACUCAGCUCUCCACGGGGAAGCCGCCCCCCUUCGCUUCCUGCUGAAGUCAGAGCAGGAUGCUGGGAACUACACCUGUGAGGCUGAGAACAUCAUCUCCAGAGCCAGCAGUGGGCCUGUAAAGCUCUCUGUGAAUGGUUCUCAAGACAUGUCCACCUUUAUCAGCAGCAACCAGCUGGUUGCCUGGCUCCUUGCAUGUGUGCUGGGCCUGAUGGUCAUUGCUGCUGGACUUCUAGCUUAUUUCAGACCUUGGAGGAAAGCUGGGACCCUUCCAUCCCGGAAUCUACCCUCAGCUCCAGGAGGAGAGCAGUGCCCGCUGUAUGCAAAUGUACCUUACCAGAAAGACAAAGGUGAAAAUGUUACCUACUCUCUGGCGCAUACCAAGAGGAAAGAAGCACUCCCGCAGGACAAUUCUGUCUACACAGAGACGACACACUCUCGGCCCAAGAAACGUCCUGCAAAGAAUUGAAUCCAAGAAGCCAGGCACACCGAGAUCUCUUCGUUGACUGCAAGGAUGUGCUGUACCAGUGAUGGCAUCCCCUCCCCCCAGCCUAUACCCACACCCAGCCUCCGCUGCUCCCUGGGCAGUCAGGGGUCUGUUCCUGAGUCCAGCAGUGAGAGAGUCCCUGGGCCCUUACACGGGUCAGAAACUCCUGAAUUGUGGGCUCCCCUCUCAACAGAAGGCCAUCAAUGGGGUGGGAAGGGACAUCCCCUCCAGUACACACAUUUAGGUGGCAGAAGUGACACUGGACACAGCCACAGAUGUCUUAUUUCCACACAAGUGAAAUAGUUUCCUGAAAGAGAGAAAUAUUUCAUACACACAUACAGAGAGAGAGAGAGAGAGAGAGAGAGAGAGAGAGAGAAUGCUCGAGCAUGAAUUCGUCUUGACCCUGAAAGGAAAAAGCAUCAAUCUCCACAUCCCAGAAGACUGGUCCUGGGGCAGGCAGCUCUGUAAUGAAUUUUAAGCUGCUGCCAAGAACCAUGAGUGACCACAAAGCUAAGGAGCCUCUCCCAGGUCCAGCAAGACCAAGGUCAGCCAGGAAAGUUUCUGGCCCAGAUACAUCAUAGAAUUCUUGACAAGGGGGCCCAGAGCCCUCCAGGUACCAAGGACUCUGCCUUUACCUGCAGUCCCAUUUCUGUUCCCAGCCCUUCCAGUUCACCAAAGACAGAUCUGAGGCUGGCCCAGAGCCCCCGUGUGAGCCCCUUACUGGUUUAAAAAGAU